Mya arenaria is the source of this 3460-nucleotide messenger RNA. RefSeq names its product chordin-like. Bases 258 to 2906 code for a protein of 882 amino acids. The transcript is spliced from 23 exons. Lineage: Eukaryota; Metazoa; Mollusca; Bivalvia; Myida; Myidae. The record is from RefSeq and is a predicted model, not a curated record. Gene Ontology annotation, molecular function: protein binding. Gene Ontology annotation, biological process: multicellular organism development.
UUUAAGAUUAUCAUAUGUGCGCGCAUAAAAUAAUAAUAAAAAUGAAGUGCGAUAAAUUGAAUAGUUUAUUUGUGACCUAAAAAAUAUUUCUGAUAUAACAAUUUACGCAUUUUCACAUAGUUUCUGGCUUUGAAUAUAUAAAUAUUAAAAGUGAUUUUGUUUCAAUGAAAACUCUUAUUUUUGUCAAUAAACUCUGCAAUCUACGUCCGGGAACUCGUCUAUUGUUUACAAUACCCGCACGCAGCACGUGAGACACGAUGAUUGUACCGCCGAUGUUGAUGUUAUUUGUUCCGCUCACCGUUGGUCUGCCCCGAGUGGGCCCGGAUGUUUUAUCAGGGACCGAGUACGUCCCUUCCUACAACAACACCGUACCAGGUUGUUGGUUAGGGGAGCAGUUCUAUAUGGUGGGAGACCGCUGGAGUCCACGAAUAGAACCCCAGGGAAUUAUGUACUGUGUGAAAUGUCAAUGUGCACAGGUUGUCCGUGGCGGCCGGAUACAGAUGGCGGGCCGGGUGUUGUGUCAGAACGUGGCGUCCCAGUGUCCGCGGUCCGCGUGUGAGCGGCCUUACCUGCCGCCCCGUGCCUGCUGCAAGGUGUGCCCAGGAGAAGACACAGUUGUAACGCCUUAUGAAACAGACGACACUGAUGAAGAAGCGCCUACAGGCAGUGAUGAGACUACUGACGCCUAUCCCAGUAAACCGAAUCUUAUUGUGACAGCGGUGUUGGCUGGGCGCGGGUUGGCCGGCCGGGGAGAAAAGGGCGUGCGCACGCGGGCGGCGGCCGUCUUGCACGUUUUACGCGCAUCAAGCGACGCUGGCCUUGAUUAUGCCAUCCGGUUUCAAAAAUUACACAAGCCACGUUCGCUGUUGUUCAAGGACCAGGCAGGAAAUACGGUCCUGGAGCAGAGGCUUCCAAAACAGACCAAACGCACCGGCGUAAUAUAUGGCAGCAUAAAUUACGUCACCAAUGACAUCAUUGAUCUCGUGACGGAAGGUGGACUGGCUGUAAUACUUACAACAUCAAAACACAAAAAGGGAGGACUAUUUGGAGCGCUUUCCGAAAACGAGUUAGCCAAUAUCGGUACGUUUGAGGCGGUGUUGGCUGGUGAAGGAAGGCGGGGCAUAGCGGGACACGUGACACUGUUCUAUGACACGCACACACACGUUGCCUCGUACGUCGUGAGCAUGGCGGGGCUGUCUUGGCACAAACUGGAUUACACAGACUUUGUCGUUUCAUUCGAGAAGUCAACUGAAAUAAAGUAUCAGCACGUACUGAACAUAUCUCCUACGACCCGGCGGUUGGUGGGUCAAGUGAACGUGGAUGGAGCCAUGUCCAAGCAGAUCGCACGUGGAAAGAUUCAUGUGCGUGUGACGUCACGGGACGGUCAGACCAUGACGGGGCAACUCAGGCCAAGACUUAUACGAACAAGUGGCGUAUCGCUGCUGUCCAGCAAGUCCGGGAAAGGGGCGGUAUCAGGUCACGUGACCGUUAGACUAGCCGAGGAUGGCGCACUGGAGUACAAGGUUUCGGUGAGUGGGUCUGAGGGGACACGGGUCGUACUACAGAGGCAACACAACCGGAAGGGCACUUGGGAUGAUUUUCGGUCGCUCAUCACACUUAACUCUACCCAACUUCAAAAAGACAGGACGGUAUCAGGGCGCGUGAGGAAGAUGCGGGCUCGUGACACAGUGGCGGUGCUCGGAUCCCAGAUCCGCCUCGCAGUGGUCGGUGGGAGCCAGAGGGAUUUCUUCUACUUUAUCAGCUACCCGCACUCCGCUAGUUUCAUAUGGCAAGCGGCCCCGGAUGUAUUGCUCCCGAAAGCCAGAGAAAAUUGUACGGGAGAGGCGCGGAUGUUCACUUCAGUCAGCCCGGACUGCUCUUUCCGGUACUUCGUGGCGUUGGCGGACACUAGCUAUGAGGUGGGAGAUCCCGUCACCAUCACUAUGGUUUCCAGGACUCUCGGUGUCGUCGGCAGGGAUAAAGAUGCGCCAUGGGGCGAACUUUCUGAGCUGCCGGAAGCCGUGUUCAAGGAGUUGUCGGAGGGCCGUGCCCGUGUCAUGGUAAACGUGUCUAUAGACGUGUGUUCAACGUACGAAGGACAGCUUAGACUUCCAAACCACUGCUGGGGUAGCGGAUCUAACACAUUUUGGACAGACGACGCCAAGUCCAACGACAUUGACGAAACUUCAGUCUUCCGCUGUUACUAUGGCGGCAAGUUUUACGCGCAUGCGCAGUCCUGGAUUCCUGAUGACGGGUCAGCAUGUGUUACAUGCAGGUGCAAUCGCGGAAAUGUCCACUGCGAUGAGGUGCCGUGUCCAGCGACCACCUGCAGAUACCCGGUACAGCGUCCAGGGGAGUGUUGCCCAGUGUGUGAAGAGGACAACGAGACCGAGAAGCGACACAAGGGGAGCUGCUACUACCCUGGGGAUAGACGCUGGCACCGUGUCGGCACCCAAUGGCACCCGUAUGUGCCCCCCUUCGGUUACUCCACGUGCGCAGUCUGUAAUUGUGUGGACGGAAGCCUUGAAGUGAACUGUACCCGCCUGCCGUGCCCGGAGCUGUCCUGUCCGCAACAUAGAAGGGUUCGGCGACAUGAGGAGGAUUGCUGCCAAGUCUGCAUUGAUGAAAAUUUUGAGAAAGCAUUCUUAAAUCGACAUAUAAAGGCGCAGAGCUCAUCAGCUUGUAUGUUUGGGGGUCAGCGGUACGGACACGGGGACAAAUGGCACCCGACCUUGCAUCCCUUUGGUGAAAUGAAGUGCUAUAUAUGUUCGUGUAAGAACGGGAAAUCUCGGUGCCGGAAGAUGCGCUGUCCCGAUGUGGAGUGCAGCAAACAGCACGUGCCUACGGAUGCCUGCUGUCCCGUGUGCUCGGAUCAGAAACUUUUGACACGUGAGGAUGGAACGUGAUUGCAAUGACGUCAGCGAUGAGAUUUACCUUCGGGUCACAGAUAAUCAUUUAUUGUGCUUAUAUUUCGAUUUCGUUUUAAGAGAUUAUUUUUUUUACACUGAACUGUUAAUAUUAUUGGAAUUAUAAGUUAGAAGAUGAUAAAACUUAUGCAUGUAUUUUUGCUCAAUUAUUUAAUACUAUUUUGAAUAUUGGGGCCAUCAACGAGCGUUCGACAACAUAUUGUGACAUCAUGAAUUUAAAUUAAAUAUAUAGUGGCUGUCACAAAAUGAAUUGGAUAAUUUUACAAAAAGAAUGCGACUGAAAAAUAAUAUAUACAAUGUAUAUGAUAUAGUGUAUAUUGUCCAGCUAUUAUAGGUUUUACAAUUAGAACUAAUUUUAUGAAUUGUGUAUGUAUUUUCUCUACAUGAAUUAUUUGAAUUGAGUCCCAUAUUUCUGAGCCAUACAACAGAAAUAAACUGAUAUGAACUGACCAAUAAAGCUAUAAGUUUCGUAACAGAUAUUACAACUAAUCAGAAAUAUCCUUUCCAAUGAAAGUGAUCGUGCGGUAAGUGCG